This is a messenger RNA of Spodoptera exigua (beet armyworm), 3365 nucleotides long. The record is from the annotation of a GenBank genome assembly. NCBI's taxonomy places the organism in Eukaryota, Metazoa, Arthropoda, Insecta, Lepidoptera, Noctuidae.
GCGUAACGUGUAAUAGUUGCUCUGUAAAUUUGGCAGGAAUCUAGUAUCAAUUUGCAUUCAAAGUAUUAAUUUAUUUAACUUCUCGGUCAAAUAACUUCGUGAAGAUGCCUCAAUCUGGAAAGAAACGUGCUCAAAAGCGAGCUGGCCGUGGUACUGAUAAUGCUGGUUCAUCUUCGCGCAAACCUGGUGAUGCGAUGUCUCCUACAUCCCCCCAGUCUCCUCAGUCCCCAACAUCUCCAUCGGCUUUUGGCUCUCGCAAAGCGCAAGCUGGCAGACCAGCCCCUAAACCAUCCUCUAGUAGAGCACAACCGGACUCCUCUUACCCAACAUCCCCAAUUUCCCCAACUUCCCCAACUUCCCCAACUUCCCCAACUUCCCCAACUUCCCCAACUUCCCAAACAUCCCCAACAUCCCCAACAUCCUCACCAUCCCUAACAGCUCCAUCACCCCGUGUCCCGCACGCUGCACAAAAAGGAAAGAAAUCUACGAAACAUCUUAAAUCGCAAGAACGCUCUGAUGACGCACAAAAACAAUCGCAAAGAGUGGAAAUGGAUAAACCGGGGCCCUCGUCAUCAGGGCGUGGACGCGGAAUGCGCAAAGAAACUGAAGAAACUCCCGCACUACGAACGCGGCCAAUUACAAUUGUAUCAAAAAAAGGUACGAGUGGCAACGCAGUCAAUUUGAUGGCAAACUACUUCGCAGUUGAAACUACGCCGCAGUUUCGAAUGUAUCAGUACCACGUAGACUUUUCACCUGAUGAAGACAACACCGCUGUUCGUAAAAGUCUUGUACGUGUCCACCAUAAAGUUUUGGGAUGGUACAUUUUCGAUGGAACAGUAAUAUACAGUAUCAAACGAUUGCACCCCGAUCCCGUACAGUUCUACUCCGACAGAAAAUCUGACAAGCAAAGAAUGGUUAUUACGGUCAAGCUGAUUGGCGACGUCAUUCCUGGGGACUACCAUUAUUUGCAAAUUUUCAAUUUAGUUUUGCGGCACUGUUUUUUAGCAAUGCGCCUGCAACUAAUGGGUCGUGACUAUUUUGACCCAUCCGCAAAGGUAGAUAUCCCAGAAUUUCGUCUCCAAAUUUGGCCUGGCUAUAAAACCACAAUCAAUCAACAUGAAGACAAGUUAUUAAUGGUAGCUGUUAUAACACACAAAGUUCUUCGGUUAGAUACGGUACUCCAAAUGCUAAGAACGUAUACUAGUACAAAAGGUGCCAACUAUAAGAAAUGUUUCCUUGAAGAUAUAGCGGGGAAGAUAGUAAUGACGACUUAUAACCGCAAGACCUACCGAGUAGAUGAUGUCUCAUGGCAUGUCUCACCUAAAUCCACAUUUAACUUGAGGAAUGAAAGAAUAUCUUAUAUAGACUACUAUAAAAAGAAAUAUAAUAUUACCAUCCGUGACGUCGACCAACCUUUACUCAUAUCUAGAUCAAAGCCGCGUGACAUCCGCGCUGGGAUGCCUGAACUAGUGUUUUUAGUGCCAGAGCUGUGCCGGCAAACUGGAUUGACGGAUGAAAUGAGGAAUAAUUUUAAAUUGAUGAAAGCUCUUGAUACACACACAAAAAUCGGUCCCGACGCCCGUGUUAACAAAUUGCUACAAUUUAACAGAAACUUGACACAAAAUCCUGAAGUUAUAAAGGAGCUAAAUACCUGUCACCUUACUUUUGCUAAACAACUGAUGAGGAUAAAAGGCCGCCAACUGCCUACUGAAAAUAUUGUACAAGGCAAUGAUUGUCGCUCAAGACCCCUGCUGCGGAUCAGCCAUCUACCAUCAUGGGUAGUAGUAGCUCCAGAAAGGGCUCGACGUGAAACUGAAAGUUUUGUAGACUUGAUUAUAAAGGCAGGUAGAGAUGUUAAAUUCCUCAUACCAAGACCAGAAAUGGUGAUGAUGCAAUACGACGGGUCUAUAGAUUACGCUCGGACUUUAGACAAUGUUAUAGCACGCUCGAAUCCCGCUUUGAUUUUAUGUGUGGUCACUCGCAAGUUAUCGGAUCGUUACGAGGCUAUCAAAAAGAAGUGUUUGGUUGACCGUGCCAUCCCUACCCAAGUUGUGACCUUGCGGAAUAUGACGUGCAAUUCUGCUCUGUCAGUAGCCACUAAAGUAGCGAUCCAAAUGAACUGCAAGCUCGGUGGUGCGCCGUGGAGAGUUGAAAUCCCACUGCAAAACAUCCUAGUAGUUGGCUAUGAUGUAUGUCACGAUACUCGUAGCAAACAAAAAAGUUUCGGCGGGUUCGUCGCUUCAUUAGAUAGGUAUAUGACGCGCUACUACUCUGCCGUCAACUCACACACGUCCGGCGAAGAAUUAAGCAACCACAUGGGCUUCAAUACAGCCACAGCUCUGAAGAAAUUCAGAGAAUUAAACGCUACAUUGCCGCACAGGAUUUUUAUUUAUCGCGAUGGCGUGGGUGACGGACAGAUUCCUUAUGUAAGCACACACGAGGUGGCCGAAGUAAACAAGGUACUUCGAGAAUUCUAUGGAUCCGAGGAAUACAAAAUGUCGUUCACAAUAGUUUCCAAACGGAUUAACACGCGUAUUUUCCUGGAACAAGGGAACAAAGUCGUCAACCCACGACCUGGGACUGUUGUCGACGACGUUGUAACACUACCAGAGCGAUAUGAUUUCUUUUUGAUAUCACAAAACGUGCGUGAUGGAACCAUAACUCCAACGUCGUAUAACGUAAUUGCGGAUACAACAGGAUUGCAUCCUGAUAGGAUGCAAUGGUUGACAUACAAGAUGACUCAUUUGUAUUUCAACUGCUCCUCACAAGUUCGUGUUCCUGCCGUGUGCCAGUACGCUCAUAAGCUGGCCUUCUUGGCUGCAAACAGCCUGCACAAUCCACCACACAACUCGCUUACAGAAACUUUGUAUUUCCUGUAAAUCGUAAUAAUUUCGAGGGUCAACGUAAUCAUCCAAAGAUAAUAUCCACAGUAUAUAAUUAUUUUAAUUAGGACGAGGAAGAUAUUAUCUUAUUUCUUGAAAACCUGUUAAGGUUUUCAAAAUGUUUUCGGAAAACAUAUUUAAGUAUACCUUUUAAAUAUAUAAGAUAAUAGAAUAAAAAUAAAUGAAUUAGCGUAUGUGUUUAUACCUAGUUACUACUACUUCUACUAUAGUCAUUAUUAUUUUUAUACACUAUAAAAACUGUGAUUUUCUUAACUUAUUACGACUUGGCAAGUUUUCUAUGCUCAAUUAGAGGUUGGUGCCAAAAAAUUAUCAACCUAUUAUAGUUAAGGUUAUUUAACAUGUGAUUAUUAUUAAGAAAACGUAUGACAAAUAAAACGGCGUAUUAUUGGGAUGUAUUUUGUUUAGAUUAUUUGGUAAAAUAAUUAAAUGUUAAGAAAAAUAUUAAGAUGGGUGUCAUGGUGG